AUGCACGAAUUCAACCUGCAGGACGAGAUACAUGCGCUGCAGAAUGAUCCUUAUGUCAUUCCGAACGAGGUCGACCCUUCCGAUGGGAAUGUGGGCAGGGCGUUGGAGAAGGCAGUGGAGGCCGUCGCAGAAAACAUCGAGAAUGUAGGAGAUGAGGAGACGUGGGAUUCGUUGAGGAGCUUUUUGAAACAUUCGGAGCACUUGAACGGCGCGCAGCUUUCAAAACUCUUGGAUUCUAUCUCUUCCGGCCUGCAAUCAACAAUCGACCAACUCUCCCACGUCAUUGAAGGUGAAGAUCCCUCAUCAUUCCUUCCAUUCAAGCCUACGUUAGAACGGUUUGCGUUUUUACUUCAGUGGUUCGUGACUGUGGCAGAACGGGCUGCAGCUACGGCACCAGGGGAUGCAGCGAGCCUGGCGAAACCAAAGGGUCGGGGUGCGGCGAAGAAGAAGGCGGAUGGCAAGAAGCGCGGAGAGUGGAGUUGGGACACUCAGAUUGCACCGACAUUGACGUUGAUGGCGAAGACACUGAAGCUGAGGACACACAGGUUGUGGAGCACCAGCGCCGAGCGGGACGCGUUUGUCAAUUGUUUCACACGCCCUGCAUACCAAAUCGCACAAAGUGAGACCUACAUGAAAAAUCAAGAUAUUCGCCUGGCCGUCUACAAAGUCAUAUGCUUGGCGGUUAAGCAACACGCGCAGGGCUUCAGUGCGCAGACAAGCAUCAUGCAAAACCUACAAUACUUCGAGCAUCUAUCCGAGCCGAUGGCGGAAGUGCUCGCGGUCUUGGCAAAAGACUUCGAUCACGCUCAACUUUCCGAAGAGAUCCUACGGGAAAUCGCGGCAAAGAGCUUCAGCGCCCAAGAUACGAAAGGUCCCCGCAGCUUUGGCCGUUUCCUUACUCGCAUCACCGAGUUACUGCCACGGAUCGUUCUGAAGCAGAUCUCGCUUCUGCUGACUCACCUCGACAGCGAAUCUUACCCCAUGCGCAUGUCGAUCAUCGAGAUCCUCGGGACGCUGAUAAAGGAGUUAUCAUUAUCCGAGGAAGGCGAGCAGGACGCGCGCGAAAAACAGAUCGAGAAACUGUUCGAGCUUCUCAAUGAGCGAUUUAUGGAUCUGAACAGUUGGGUACGGGCCAAGGUCAUCACAACCCUGACAAAGUUAUGCGAUCUACCGACAAAGUUCCCAAAGCAACGGCAACAGAUUACAGAACUCACUAUCGCUGCUUUGGAAGAUAAAUCCAGCAGUGUACGACGAUAUGCUAUUGCCCUCAUCACACGGCUUAUCCUUACACACCCAUUCGGCCUAUUGCACGGAGGGCCUCUCAACCUUGCCGCAUGGGAAGACAGGUACAAGAAAGUCAAGGAUGAGCUUGAUGCCCUGGAGAAGAAGAUGGGUGUUUUAGAAGGUCAGCGGGACGUUGGUGAGGAUGAGGUCGAGGAGGACAAGGCAGAAGGAGAGCGAGAAGACGAUGAUGCGGAUGAGAACGAAGUCGAGGAAGACGCCGGAGAGGACGAUGAAGAGAGGGAAAUGGACGAGGUCGAGCCUACUCCUAAGAAGCCGAAAAGAUCGAAGAAGUCUAAGGCCCGAGCUCCCCGCCAGUCGGAGCCUCUCAAUCUCGCUGCUGUCUCUGAAGAACAGGCUCUGGCAGCCAUGGAUGGUAGCAUGAUGAUCAAGCUCCGCCUCACCAAGCGUUACUAUGCCGAUGCCCUGCGCUUCAUCCGGAUUAUCGAACAUUCGAUGGAUCUCCUGAGUACUCUUCUUGUGUCAACCAACAAGGCGGAGGUUUUGGAAGCGAUGGAGUUCUUCAGGGUUGCGCACGAGUACGAGUUCGUCUCUGCUCAGAUCGGUAUCAAGAAGAUGGUACAUUUGAUCUGGACGAAAGAUAAUAAUGUUGUCAGUGAAGAUGGGAAAGAGCUUAAGGGCAUUCGUGCACGCCUCCUUGAGGUUUACCGAAACCUAUACUUCGAUGCCCCUCCUGAUCAGGAUUCCAAGCACGUUGUCAACAGAAUUGCGAAGAAUCUCAUCGAGUUGACUUACUCUGCCACCUUGGCCGAACUGACAUCACUGGAAGAACUUUUGCGGACGAUGAUGGACGACGGUCAGAUCCAAAUGGACAUCGUUCAAAAGCUUUGGGACGUGUAUGGCACGGAACGUGAAAUUCCACGCCAACAACGACGAGGGGCGAUUAUGAUUCUUGGGAUGUUGGCUGUGGCAAAGCGAGAAGUUGUCACGGAGAGGGUCGAAACCCUCCUCAGGAUCGGACUGGGAUCGUUCGGCAAAGCAGAUCUUAACCUCGCACGAUUCUCUUGCAUUGCACUACAGCGCGUCAGCGGCAGCGCCAAGAAGGUCAAAGGGUCUCUCGUGGACAAGACGAUGCGCUUACCUAUGGAUAAUGCUAUCUUCCGGAAGCUGGAGGAGGCGAUCGAGUGGCCUUGCGCGUCAGCAGCAUGGUUUGGGAUGGCGGAGCAAGCCAUAAACACCAUCUAUCUGCUGGGAGAGCAGCCAGACACUCUUUGUCAAGAGAUGGUGAAGAGCUUGACACGAAAAGCCUUUGCCCCCCUCCCAGAAGAUCGCAGCCCCAGACCGCAAAAGGAGGUGCCCACACAGCCCGGUGUACCGCCCACACCUGGUUUCAAUCUACUUGACGACAACGAAGUGACGGCCACUUCGAUUGCAAUGAACACCCCUGGUUCAACAACCAGCAAUGAUAUUGGCGAUGCCUUCGCGUUGAGUCAACUCGUCUUUGUGGUCGGGCAUGUGGCGAUCAAGCAUAUUGUUUACCUUGAGCUUGUUGAGCGUGAGCUGAAGCGACGGAAAGAUGAAGCAGCCAAGGACAAAAAGGCCAAAACGAAGGGGUCGGCGAAAGAGGGCGAAGAACUGGAGCAAGUCGCUGGAAAUGCUGAGGACGACAUUGGUGACAUUGUCAGCGGUGUUCGUGAACGGGAGUUGCUAUACGGCCCGGCGUCGCUUCUCGCGUUGUACGGCCCAAUGUUGAAAGAGAUAUGCGGCACACCUCGCGUGUACAAGAAUGUUUACUUGCGACGAGCUGCAACCAUCGCCCUGAGCAAGUUCAUGUGCGUUAGCUCAUUAUACUGCGAGGACAACCUGCUGUUGCUCUUCAAAAUCAUGGAGACGUCCCGUGACCCAACGAUGAGAAGCAACAUCGUGAUCGCUCUCGGGGAUGUUGCCAUCUCCUUCAGCAAUAUGAUUGACGAGAAUAGCAAUCGCCUAUACGAUGGCUUGGCUGAUCAGGACCUGACUGUGAAGAAGAACACACUGAUGGUUCUGACUCAUUUGAUCUUGAACGGGAUGAUCAAGGUUAAAGGCCAGCUCGGCGAAAUGGCGAAGUGCUUGGAAGAUGAGGAAACGAGGAUUGCAGAUCUUGCCAAGCUGUUCUUCAGCGAGCUUGCCUCUAAGGAUAACGCUGUGUAUAAUAACCUGCCCGACGUGAUCAGCCACCUCUCCACGGGUGAACACGCUGUCGACGAGGAGACGUUCCAGCGGACGAUGAAGUAUAUUUUCAGCUUCAUCGAGAAAGAGAAGCAAGCAGAGAACAUCGUGGAGAAACUAUGCCAGAGAUUCCGGCUUGCAAAGGACGAGCGGCAGUGGCGAGAUAUCGCCUUCUGCAUGUCGAUGCUGCCGUUCAAGUCGGAGAGAAGUAUGAAGAAACUUAUCGAAGGGCUACCGUUCUAUCAAGACAAGUUACAUGAGGAGACGGUAUUCAAGCGCUUUAACGAGAUAUUGUCCAAGGCCCGGAGCAACAAACAAGCGACCAAGCCUGAUACGGAGCUCAAAGAGUUCGAGCAGAUCCUGCUGGACUUCAAGGCAAAGGGCGAAGAGGACCACCAGUUCCAGGAGCAGGUCGGACAUCACGCGGAGAAGGUCAAGAAGAGGGCAGUAAAACGAGAACACCCAGCUAAUGAAUCUUUGGUUUCCGUCAAUCCGUGGUUAUCUCGCGCAUCAGCAAGUGGCGCAUGA
Dacryopinax primogenitus is the source of this 3978-nucleotide messenger RNA. RefSeq lists its product as uncharacterized. The record is from RefSeq and is a predicted model, not a curated record. Gene Ontology annotation, molecular function: histone binding. The transcript is spliced from 12 exons. Gene Ontology annotation, cellular component: condensed chromosome, centromeric region; nucleus. Lineage: Eukaryota; Fungi; Basidiomycota; Dacrymycetes; Dacrymycetales; Dacrymycetaceae. The coding region runs from base 1 to 3978 and encodes 1325 amino acids. Gene Ontology annotation, biological process: mitotic chromosome condensation; meiotic chromosome condensation; mitotic cell cycle.